Molecule: messenger RNA, 3570 nt
Organism: Symsagittifera roscoffensis
Lineage: Eukaryota; Metazoa; Xenacoelomorpha; Acoela; Convolutidae
Product: clumping factor A-like
Exons: 3
Source: RefSeq, a predicted model, not a curated record
AUGACGGGAAGACAUGACCACUUUCGGGAGUUCGACUCGACUGGAAAAGGCGGUGCAUCCUACCAAAACCUGAUGAAAGAAUUCGACAACCUAUUUUCUAAAGACACCAAGUUUUUCACAUACCAAAAAUUACGAGAGCUAGCGAGCCUGUACGACACCAAAUUGGUAGCUAGAGGUCACAUGACUAUUGAUAUUGACAAACAUAAUCGGCCUGUUUAUAACAGCCGCACUUUUUUGGAGUCACACGAGUUCAACGGGCCGAUAGUUCAGGUAGAGAAUACUCGCAGUAGAGACCAAGUUGAAAAAAUCAAAAGCAAGGUUGUCCCUGACCGAAAAUUGAACGCCAAUCUUUCAUCUUUCACUCAAGACUCAAGACACUCAUCGGAUAAUGACGUAACCAAUGAUCCCAUAGAACUUUCUAGAAGAAGUGAAACGAAAAAGAGUUCAGGUGUUCCUUCGAUUGGCUCCGGUAAGAAAGUUGACGAUGGACAUAAAAAGUCAAACAGAUCACAACGAAGCUCCUCUAGAAAAAGUUUAGCGGUAGAUGAAAAUGAUUUAAAGUUACUAGAACCCUUAAUGAAUGAUGGAACUGACCUUAUUGAUCCGUUUUUGCAAGAAAAAAUUAGCAAUCAGGAAAAAGACGAGCCAGAAACGGCCGAAGUUCAAAAAACCUCAGCUGGUCCUGACGAAGAAAUAAAAUCGGAAAAUGAACCAGAAACAGCAAAAGAUUCGGAUGUCUCGGAAGAUCAAAUUGAACCUAGCACAAAUAAAUUCAAUGAACUAAAACCAGAAACAAAUUUGGACAAAACUGAACUUAGCCCGGAAUCAGUCAAAGCAUCAAUUGGAUCAGGAACAAAAAGUCAAACCAGUACUGAGGAGGAACCACAGCAAAAAACGGAUGUAGAAAAAAAUAGUAAGAAAUCCAACGAGGAAAAAAGUCCGAGCAUCUUAAAAGACUCAACCAGCAAAAAUGAAAAUAAACUUUUGAAGGCAGAAAACGAAACUGUUGAUCCAAACGAGACAGAAUUUAUCGAGCAAGAAAGCGAAAAGCCACAAGAGCCAGAUGCUUUAAGUGGGACUCAAAGCAAAGCUGACGAGAAGCCGUCUUCAGUCAAAGAUAUCAGUGAUGGCCCAAAAAAUCCAAGCAAAGAUUCAAUUAAGCCGAACUUGAACCGUACGAAGUCUAAAGCAUCGGAAGAUUUGGCAAAUUUAAGUGAGCUUAAAGGUUCGUAUCAGGGAAGUCUUAAGCCUGACUCAUUUUCUCAUAGCAUUACUGGAUCAGAAGCACCAGAUCAAGAAAACAAGGUCAGUGGCUCACUGAGAUCUUCAGAAAUUUCCAACGAUUUGAACGACGAGCAGAAAAAAGGAUCAUCAAUAGGUUACAAGCCCUCAAGUCAGAAGCGCUUAUCAUCUAAACGGUCCAAUGUUCCAACCCAGAAGUCAGUUGCAUCAAUAGGUUCCAAUGUGAACUCUGGAAGUACUGUCGAUACGCAUUACGACGCUGAUGCAGAAAGUGAAGAGUUGCCGGUUCUUGAUUCGUUGGACAAAAUAAAUGCCGCAACUACAAACGACCCAGACGAAAUGAGCGAAUCAAUCGACCAGAGUCGAGAUUUGAAAAGUAGAAAGAUAGCACCGACCAUUACGACAACUAACGAAUCAGACCCAGAAGGAUCGCCAGAUGACUCGAAGAAAGUUACGGAAGUUCAAGAAUUUCUGAGAACUUCAAAGCCAUCUAAGAAGUCUACCAAUAGUAAACCGAGCGAUGUUUUAAGUUCCCCAACUUUUACCGUUCUGUCGGGAAAUGAUGGAUCCAAGUCUAAAAAUAGUAUCGAAAACACACGUAGUAGAAGCUCCUCGAUAAAGAAAAGCCUACUAGGAACUAAAACAAGUGAUUCUCAUUCUGGCUCGACUCAAAAAGCGUCGUUCAGUUUCCCCGGUUCGACUACAGAUGAAAUGCCGAGUGAUUCGCCGAAAGAAUCGGUCGGACCCGAAACCACUCUGAGUCCAGAAGGAGGUCGUUCGAGGUCAUUCAAUUCAAGAACGGACGACAGCGGAACCAGCAAGUCUCCUGAAAAUAAAGCUUCAAAAAAGAGCAAGCGCUCUAAAAAGUCAAAAUCGAAGAAAAAAAAGAAGAACAAAUCAAGGUCACAAUCCUCAAAUGACGAGGACGAAUCGAAAUCAAAGAAGAAGAAGAAUAAGAAAUCUAAGAAACGGAAGCAAGAAGCGACUGAAAAAUCUGAAAACAGUGAUCUCAUAGAUCUAAGUGAUCAUAUAUCUUCCAAAAAUUCGUCGCUUGAAGAAGAAACUUCUGAAGCACCAGAUCUUGGUUCUGCCUCUCAUAAGUCUUUGAGCGCUGAAAACAAAUCAGGUUCUGAAAAGUCGAGUUCAAAAGUGCCAAUCAAAAGCUAUCAUUUGGCUUCCGAAAGCUCUUCGAUGCAACCCCUGGAAGACGUGAAAGAAUCCAAACAGAUUCAAUUAUCAGGUUCGAAAGAAAAAUUAAGUGAGAAUUCUGUUGAGAAUGAUCUUGAUGAAGAUGAUGUAACAAAAGAAUCUGCUUCUGAUGAUGUUACCAAUCCUUUCAUGGAAGCCAUGCAAGCCGAAGAUGAUGUAACUGAAGAGAAAAACGAAUAUGACGAGGCGGUUAAAGAUUCCGACGCCCAAGCAGACGUUAAUAGUGUAGAUGACGUAACAGAUUUGAAUACCGACAAAAACGAUAACGCAACGAACGAUCCAACAGAAGUUUCUAGAUCAAAUCAAACAAAGAAGACUUCAACGAUACCUUCAAUGGGAGCUGGGACUAUCGAAGACGAGGAACCAAAGUUUUCAGCUAAAUCUCAACGAAGUUCGUCUCGGAAAAGCUCGGCUCCGGCCAAAGAUGACAUAACAAAGGAGGAAACUGAAGGAGAAUCGGAAUCGAAACUAAUUGAUUAUGUAACAAACGAGGAAGUAGAUGACGCAGUGGACCCAACAAGUGACGAAGAGCUAAGUAAUGAGCUGACCGACGACCCUACCAAAACAUAUCUUCUCAAUAAUGAUGACGCAAUCGAAGAAAAGGAAUACGAAGAUGACGCAACAACUCGAUUGUCCGAAAGGGACGCCACUGACAGUGGAAACAACCAAGUUUUUGACGAAGCGAGAAGUGACCAAUCAGCAAGCAUUGAAACAAAUAAGGAAUCCUUAGAUGAUGCAACGCAUGACGUUGAAGGGGACAAAAAACCGACUGACCUGUCGGGUUCGGUUGAAGAGAAAAAAGACGAUCCAGAAUCGACUAAAAGUUCGAAAGGCAGCAGUGCUUUCGUAACUCAGAUUCGCUUCUCGGAUGAAGAAGAACCGAAGAAUGCGGUCAAUGUUCCAAUUGACCCUUCUGAUUUGCAGAAAAAGUGGCUUGACACUGCGACUAAACAGAGCGAAGUAUCGAACUCAACAUACCCUUCAGUCGUUCAAGAUGGCUCUUCAAAAGCGAUGGGGUACCCUUUGGGUGAGUGGUCUGUGACUCGAAUCCCGAAAAGGGGUUUUCGCGCGCUACCCAUUCCACGAAAUCCGCGAAUGACGAAAGACCUCAGUGUAGUU